This is a messenger RNA of Melitaea cinxia (Glanville fritillary), 1584 nucleotides long. RefSeq names its product U3 small nucleolar RNA-associated protein 15 homolog. Gene Ontology annotation, molecular function: protein binding. NCBI's taxonomy places the organism in Eukaryota, Metazoa, Arthropoda, Insecta, Lepidoptera, Nymphalidae. Gene Ontology annotation, biological process: rRNA processing; positive regulation of transcription by RNA polymerase I. Gene Ontology annotation, cellular component: nucleolus. The record is from RefSeq and is a predicted model, not a curated record. The transcript has 4 exons. Bases 1 to 1566 code for a protein of 521 amino acids.
AUGGCUCAUAUUUCUUAUCCGUUCAAAAAGACAAACAAAGCAGUUUACAAGAAACCAGCGUCUGUUUUAACAGAAGAUGUAAUUUACUGGAAGAAAUUAGGGUUGCCUGUAUUAGUUAAAGAAUUUGGUGCUAUAGACUACAUAGAUUUUAGCCCAGUGGAACCUUAUUAUUUCGCCGCAACGUGCUCUGUUCGAGUACAGAUCUACGAUCCAAUUACUAAAGUUGUAGCAAAAAAUAUUUCAAAAUUCGUUGAAGCGGCUUACGGUGGCACAUUUAGAAGAGAUGGAAGACUUUUAGUAGCUGGGAGUGAAGAAUCAGCAGUGAAGUUAUUUGAUGUUCAAUCUAAAAAUGUCCUUCGAGUCUUCAAUGGACACACGGGACCUGUCCACAGAACAUUUUUCACAAGAGAUCAAAUCAAGGUCCUCAGUUUCUCUGAUGACAAAUCGGUUUGCUUAUGGGAUAUUGCAACCGAAGAAAAAAUAGCAAGCUUUUCAGAACACACAGAUUAUAUUAGAGCAGGUGCUCCUAGUCCAAUGACACCAGAUAUAAUCCUAUCUGGUAGCUAUGAUCAUACAGUAAAACUGUAUGACUGUAGAUCCAAUGAAACUACUCUAACAGUUAACCAUGGUUGUCCAGUAGAAUCAACUCUAUUUCUCCCAUCUGGAGGUAUAUUCAUUAGUGCAGGAGGUACAGAUAUAAAAGUUUGGGAUAUAUUUAAUGGAGGAAAAUUACUUGCAAAUAUUUCACAGCACCAUAAAACCAUAACUACAUUAACAUUGGCAAGUAACAACAGUAGACUUAUGUCUGCCUCAUUAGACAGACAUGUAAAAAUUUAUGAUUUAUCUACUUUUAAAGUAGUGCACAAUAUUGAUUUCCCAAAUGCAGUACUCAGUAUGGCUAUAUCAGAGCGUGAUGACGUGCUAGCAGUUGGCAUGAUUGACGGAGUUAUUUCUAUUAGGAAAAGAGUACAACCAGCAUCUUUAUUGGAAGAUAAAAAAGGUUUGUUUAAAUUUGCCCCCGAUCAUGUUGAAACUGUCGAUGUUGUGGUUACAAAACAGAAGGCAACCAAAGUUGCAGAGUUUGAUAAGUUUUUGAGGAAAAUGGAAUUCACUAAAGCUCUAUCUGUCGUACUCAAGAGCUAUGUAGCUACGAAAUUUCCAGAGAAAACAAUUGCUUUAAUACAAGAAAUGCUUAGAAGGAAAGUUCUACAUAUGGCUAUAAAUGGAUUAUCUGAAAAAGAUAUAGGCCUGCUAUUAAAAUUCUUCAGGAAAAACCUUGGUGAAGCAAGAUUUACAAGAAUCGUUAUUGAUGCAGUGAAUGUUUUUAUUGAUGUUUUUGAAAAUAAAAUAAAAUUAUUUUCCGAGCAAAAUUUAUGCCUUUAUACAUCAUUAAAAGAGGACAUUAGAGAAGAAAUAGAAGUUUGUAAAAGAGUAAGUGAAUUAGAAGGAGCAAUAGGACUCCUAUUUUCGGGUGCUCAAGUUAGCACUAGUAUAGGAAAUUUGGAAAUGAAUGACAAUUUGGUACCUUCAUCCAAGGCACAGAAAGAUAUUGUUAUUGAUGUGUGAAUAAAUAACUGUAUAAUA